Messenger RNA from [Torrubiella] hemipterigena, 1104 nucleotides. Lineage: Eukaryota; Fungi; Ascomycota; Sordariomycetes; Hypocreales; Clavicipitaceae. The record is from the annotation of a GenBank genome assembly.
AUGGUUAACUUUGGUGUCUCCGCUCCCCCAAACAGCCCCGUCACCAGCUCCUCCUCUUCGUCAGAGGACACAAUGAUUACAGGCUGUUCACCUACGCCUAUCUACAUUCAUGGCUUCAGCACAGUAGGCCAUAGCCGCCCUUGGACUCCUAAAAUGGAGGCUGAGCAGAAAGCUUUGAGCAACAUUAUGUCAUUUUGUGACAUGAACAGUCUUGAAGACUUCAACAUUUCAAGACCAUGGAUGCUCCCCGGUGACGUGGUGGAUCUGGAGCUACGCAGCGUUUUCUUGCGUCUUCAACUGUUGAGAAAGAUUUUUGUUGCCCUGACUCACGUCCUCAACACCACUACACAGGAAGUCAACGAGGUGCUCGCGGAGAUAAAGAAGCUCAUCUGCUCGACUUCGUUCAUCAUCUAUAACGAGUGGGAGCGAGAGCACCAGCAGAUAGUUGCCAAGCGUAACUUUGAACUCCGCAGAGAAAAGGCCGUCACUUCCAAUCCUAUCACACGUGCGUUUAGAGGCUCUGCCGCUAACAUCCGCGAGGAAUACGCUGUCCGUGCCAUGGAGGCCGACAGUAAGCGUGAUCAACGCUUGGCAGCCGUCACCGAAGAGAUGGAGAUUAUCGAUCUCCAUCGCAGCUUCCUCAGCCUUGCUAUUAGCCCACUAGUUAGCAACUCCGCAACCUUUGUCUACAACGGCUCCGUUCAAGGAACAUUCUCCGAGGUUCCCAUUACCACGGCAAAUGUUAGAAAAGUCCGACAUGGUGUCUAUCAAUACACUUUGCUAUGGGAUUCAACAGCGGACGCCGAGGCUGUGCUCUGCCCAGUUGUCUUCCGACGCAGUCAAUUUGGCCGAUUUCCUCCCAAUCUUCACCUCAAGUGGACAAAGUGUUCCUACACUGGCGACAAGGGAUCUGUUUCAAGCGCCUCCACGCUUGGCCUUCAAUCAGCCAUCAACGUUGUUGUGUGGGAUGAGCGCAUCACACAUGACCGAGAAGAACUCGAACACUUUUUCAGAGACGAGUCUCUGCGUUACAUGACUCCCGACGGUAGAGAAAGGGCUGUUCGAAAGGAGACUAAGCAGUGGCGAAAGCUUAUGCAGGCUUAA